AAAAACGAAAUCAUUUCACCCGAAUCGGCUCGACAACCUGUGUACACCAGCCUGUCUGAUAGCCAUUUCCCCAACACAGCCGGUCGGAAGAGAGAAAGAAAGCUGAAGGAAUGCCAAGCAGCACUAUGACCCAGAGGACGCGCUUUGUCCUGCGUCGGGACUCGAAGCUGAAGGACUGGUUCAGUUUGGUCAGACUCCGUCUCCGUGUGGGAGGCAUGUUAUAAAACAAUGCGAAUAUGCGGACCGGAGACAUUUCUCUCCAAGCUGUGCUCCCUCCUGGUGCCUUUCGAGCCCGAAGCGUGACUGCACCUGAGCCGAGGCAGUGGGAGCCGCUCCGAGAAACCAUGGGAAACAUCUCCAAAAGCCAAACAAAUCAAGAAACCUGAACCUGAUGGAGCCUGAGCUUCGUCAGUAUCUAACAUAAACAUUCCAGAUGAAGUAUUUUUAUCCGGACGUGGCAAAACAAUCAUUAUCUCGGUUAAAUAAAAGAAAAGCCCAGGGUGAAGAGUUGGCAGGUAAAAAGUCAAUGGCAGCAAUUGUCUUGAAGUAAGAUGUGAAUGAUGGAACCAGCAAUGAUGAAUUUGAAUAUGAAGAAGUUUAAAUCCUAAAUCAGAUUCCUGGGCUGUCCUGCAGCCGUAACGACUCUUUGGGAAAGAUGAGGUGCUGCACAUCCUAGCGACUGCGAACACACUUCGUGCAGUGAAUCUGAAGCGCCGGCACUUCGUUCCCAGCCUCGAAGGGGCAGCCAGCAAUCGUGCCUGAGCGGACCGACGGCUCGGAUCUGGACGAGUAAUGCACGUGUGGCGCGAGCGGCGCCGGUUACUGUUUGGCUUCGGUGGUGUGCCUUCCAGGAAAGAUGAUGAACCAAUCCGCCGAAUGCCUGGCGCCAAACAGCGUGGAGCUGCUAGCCAACUCGAAGCAUGUAAACUGCAGCACCAAAGUGAACUCUCCUGGCGGGGCUGGCAUCACAGCUUGGGGGAUCGCUGCCUCGGUUUUCCUGUGCCUCAUCACCCUGGCGACGGUGCUGUCCAAUGGGUUUGUUAUAGCCACCAUCUACCAAGCUAGGAAGCUGCACACUCCUGCCAAUAUUCUGAUCGCCUCGCUGGCCGUCACUGACCUCCUGGUCUCCAUUCUGGUCAUGCCCCUCAGUAUUGUUUACACUGUCAGUGGGACAUGGAGCCUGGGGCAGGUUGUAUGUGACAUUUGGCUAUCCUCAGAUAUUACCUGUUGCACCGCCUCUAUCCUCCAUUUAUGUGUGAUCGCUUUGGACCGAUACUGGGCUAUCACGGACGCGGUUGAGUACUCGAUGAAGAGAACACCGGAAAGAGCCGCUGGGAUGAUAGUCACUGUCUGGGUCAUUUCUAUUUGCAUCUCCAUCCCCCCUCUGUUCUGGAGGCAAGCCAAAGCGGGAGAGCUCAUGCACUGCGCUGUCAACACUGACCAGAUCUUCUACACCAUCUACUCAACUUUCGGAGCCUUUUACAUCCCCACGCUACUGUUGAUUGCCCUAUAUGGGCGAAUCUAUGUGGAAGCCAGGUCCCGGAUCCUAAAACAGACACCAAAGCAGACCGGCAAACGCCCGACCAAGGCUCAGCUGGUCACCCACUCCUCGGGAUUUACUUCUCUUUCCUCCGUCACCUCCCGGGUGAACGAGUUUCCCACCGAGACCGGUUCCCCGGUUAACCUCAACCACGUCAAAGUCAAGGUUUCCGAAGUGUUGUUGGAAAAGAAGCGGAUGUCGGCGGCUAGGGAGAGGAAGGCAACCAAAACCUUAGGGAUAAUCCUUGGAGCCUUCAUUGUGUGCUGGCUGCCCUUCUUUAUCAUCACCCUGGUUUUACCCAUCUGCAAGGAGGCGUGCUGGUUCCACCAUGCCAUUUUCGAUUUCUUCAACUGGUUGGGCUAUCUCAAUUCCCUCAUCAAUCCCAUUAUAUACACCAUGUCCAAUGAGGAUUUCAAGCAGGCUUUCCACAAACUCAUUCGCUGCCGGUGACUGCAUUCUGACAUACUUGUACAAGUCAGGCGAGCCCAACGCCACCAUCCCCCAGUCUCUCCUCACUGUUGUGUUUCCGAACGCUACCCAAAAGGAUGUGUGCUCGCUCUCGCGCAUCUGGAGCGUUUCACUUGGCAUUUUGUUCAGCGGAAAAAAAGCGAAGACGCAGCGUGUAACUUGCCGUUGAUCUCAAAAUAAAUUGGUCGAGUGCAUCGCAGUUUUCUUGACCUCAAUCAGAUUGACGCUAUCAAAAGUUAAAAGACAGAAACCCUUCCCCAUCGCACUCAGCAUUGAAAUCGUUUACAAGGUGGUUAUUUUCGAGAGGCACUUGAUGCGCAUUCAUUUCGGUGAGACGGAUAGCUGGGACAAUCUAGACCUGAAGCACGUGCUAUAUUGGACUAAGCUGAAGGCAAGUUUCUGAGUCUGAUUAUGGAUAGACAUCACCAGUGCCCCGCGCCCCCAAAACUGCUGCAUCUGGAUUGGCUUUGGCCAAGUGAGACAUUGCGCCUCUUCAAAGCUUAGCCCUCUUUUUUAUAACUGAAGUUUUGGUUGUUUGAACAUAUAGAAUUGAAGGCUAACAAAAUAUGUUGCAGCUUAGAAACUCUAUUAAAUUAUUAUUUUCCCGUUUAUAUUGCUUUGAUCGCACAUGCCAACUGAACAGUUUUUCAGUAUUCUGCAGUUAUAAUGCACAUAAUUGAAUGCCAGUGUGUGACAAAUUCCCGAUCCUAAACAUGCUUUAUAAAAGCCGCCUGUAAUCUCAAUGUGAUCAGAGAUAAUGGAAUCUCAAUGUGUUGUUGCUACUUGGUUACUUGUAGUUUCAAGUGGAAAAACGAAACUGAAUUCAACCACAGUA
This is a messenger RNA of Stegostoma tigrinum, 2843 nucleotides long. RefSeq names its product 5-hydroxytryptamine receptor 1B-like. Gene Ontology annotation, biological process: vasoconstriction; regulation of behavior; bone remodeling. NCBI's taxonomy places the organism in Eukaryota, Metazoa, Chordata, Chondrichthyes, Orectolobiformes, Stegostomatidae. The transcript has a single exon. Bases 857 to 1990 code for a protein of 377 amino acids. The record is from RefSeq and is a predicted model, not a curated record. Gene Ontology annotation, cellular component: plasma membrane; dendrite. Gene Ontology annotation, molecular function: neurotransmitter receptor activity; G protein-coupled serotonin receptor activity.